Messenger RNA from Manihot esculenta (cassava), 1382 nucleotides. Its product is annotated as triosephosphate isomerase, chloroplastic. The transcript has 9 exons. NCBI's taxonomy places the organism in Eukaryota, Viridiplantae, Streptophyta, Magnoliopsida, Malpighiales, Euphorbiaceae. Gene Ontology annotation, biological process: glycolytic process; glyceraldehyde-3-phosphate biosynthetic process; gluconeogenesis. The coding region runs from base 145 to 1101 and encodes 318 amino acids. Gene Ontology annotation, cellular component: cytosol. The record is from RefSeq and is a predicted model, not a curated record. Gene Ontology annotation, molecular function: triose-phosphate isomerase activity.
GCGGAAUACUCGCGUGAAACUAUCCCGCUCACCUAAUACUCUUCAAUUAACCCAUCACCCUGCCGCAGCUUCAAACUUGAAGGCUUUCAAAGCAUCUCUCUCAUUUCCAGUUGCAGAGAGAGUGAAAAGCAAGUCAAUAAAACCAUGGCGAUGCUCUCUACAUCCCUCUCUGGCCCCAAAUCCGCCACCUCAUAUUCAGCUCCUCAUUUCUCCGGUCUCCGCCGAUUGUGCUCUAAGCUUGACAGCAGCACCUCUCUCUCUUUUCUCCCGCAUUUCAAUUCUCAACUCCGCUUUUCUUCUCCUCGCAAACUUUCCAGGAACGUCGUUGCCAUGGCUGGCACUGGAACGUUCUUUGUUGGUGGGAAUUGGAAGUGUAAUGGGACAAAAGAAUCUAUCACUAAGCUCGUUUCUGACUUAAAUGAUGCAAAAUUGGAGGCUGAUGUUGAUGUUGUAGUAGCACCUCCCUUUCUUUACAUUGAUCAGGUGAAGGGUACAUUAACAGAUAGAAUUGAGAUAUCUGCUCAAAACUCCUGGGUUGAUAAAGGUGGGGCAUUCACAGGCGAAAUCAGUGUGGAACAACUGAAAGAUAUUGGCUGCAAGUGGGUUAUUCUUGGGCAUUCUGAGCGCAGGCAUAUAAUUGGUGAAAUCAAUGAGUUUAUAGGAAAAAAGGCUGCUUAUGCCUUGCGCCAGGGUCUUGGGGUGAUAGCUUGUAUUGGUGAACUUUUAGAAGAAAGAGAGGCAGGAAAAACCUUUGAUGUUUGCUUUGAGCAAUUGAAGGCAUUUGCGGAUGCUGUGCCAAGUUGGGAUAACAUAGUUAUUGCAUAUGAGCCUGUAUGGGCUAUUGGGACUGGAAAGGUGGCCACACCUUUGCAAGCUCAGGAAGUGCAUACAGCUGUCCGUGAUUGGCUUAAAAAGAAUGUCUCAGAAGAAGUUGCUUCCAAAACUCGAAUUAUUUAUGGAGGAUCUGUAAAUGGAGGCAAUUGUGCUGAACUUGCAAAGCAAGAGGAUAUCGAUGGUUUUCUUGUUGGUGGUGCGUCCUUAAAGGGCCCUGAAUUUGCAACAAUUAUCAAUUCUGUAACAUCCAAGAAAGUAGCUGCUUGAUUAUGCAUACUGGUUUGGCAGCUAAAACAAAUAAAAGAGCAGAUAGAGAAUACUUCAGUUUGAAGUGUACCGUAAUCAACAUAUGAGCUAGUCUCAUUAGAUGGAAUUUUGAUUGUUAUUCCUUUUUUUCAGAAAAAAUAAAAAGAAAAGAAAAAAACCUUUCCAGAAAGAAAGAAAGAAAUAAUCCUUUCACAUGUAUGUGUAUUUGUAAAAUGGAACUAUUACUAUAAUGCCAUAGUCUCAGUGAAGCGCUGUCUUUUUGUGACAACUUCAGAUUAGCA